CUCUUUGACGUUCGAAACCUGUCCUGACGUAUAAACACGAAUCAAACUCGAAUUAGAGUUGUAGAAUACAAAUCUCUCUUAAAGAUGGGCGUUUUGAGGCUUUCCAUGAGAGAGGAAUGCAAGUCCAUCUUCCUUUCUUCAGUUACCUACCGCAGACCGGGGGAGAGAAAGACAAGUUCGUCUUGAACACAGGCAUUCGGAGCUUUGUCCCACUCUUACCGUGUCCGAGUGAAUCCAACAAACAUGUUAGGUGCCACGCUAUGUCACCAUGCCAGCCCAACCCCACUUCCUCUGGUACGGCAGCCAAAAGCGAGCGCCACAGCCCUCAUGUGGUGCUGCACGAUAUUGACAAUGCGAGGGAGAUGGAUGUGGACGGGGACGAGCCAGGUCUUGUGGAGACCUGGACAAGCAGUCCGUGCUCGCAGAAGAAAGUACCGAACAGUACUAUCGGUGCUUGAUCUACCAGAGCGAGGACGAGAAUUAUAAAUAUGGGCUCUUUUCACUGGCGUCUUCUUGCUGGGAAAUGCUGCUGUUUUCAUGCUCAUCUGAGUUUAAUUACUCUCUCUCCUGGAAAGAAGAAGAUCAUGGAUAUUAAUUACGUUAACGGGAUCAUAAACAGCGCCGAAGGAUGGUAGAAGACUGCAAAAGAGAGUCAGAAGCAGAGAGAGAGAGAGAGAGAGAGAAAGAGAGAGAGUCCUGUCUCUAUAUCUGCUGGAAGAGUAGCAAGGGUCUGAGAGAGCUGGCAAAAGGGCGGUAGGCCGGGAGUGCGGUGAUGGGAGGAGUCGACACCACCACCACCUUCGCCCCUUCCUUCCAUCUCCUCAACCCCAAAUCCCAUCUCAGCCUCCUCCAUGAUCAAGUUGACGACAACAAGAAGAAGAGGAACCACUCCGAAGACGAUGCUAACGGCGACGACCGCUCCUCCAGCGCCGACGACUUCGUUGAAGCCGGCUCCGGCGGCUGCAGCUCCGGGCGGCGCCCACGUGGCCGGCCGCGCGGGUCCAAGAACAAGCCGAAGCCGCCCGUCAUCGUCACGCGCGAGAGCCCCAACGCGCUCCGCUCCCACGUCUUCGAGGUCGGCAGCGGGGCCGGCAUCAUGGACACGAUCGCCACCUUCGCCCUCCGGCGCCGGCGCGGGGUCGCGAUCCUCAGCGCCAGGGGCGCCGUCACCGACGUUAAGCUCCGACAGCCGGACGCGCCGCCGGGAUCCGUGGUGGCGCUCCCUGGCAGGUUCGAGAUCCUCUCUCUUUCGGGGGCAUUCCUCCCGGCACCAGCGCCGUCGGGCGCCACCAGCCUGUCAGCGUACCUGGCCAGGGGGCAGGGCCGGGUGGUGGGCGGGAGCGUGGUGGGGGAGUUGGUGGCCUCGGGACCGGUGGUGAUAAUAGCAGCCACGUUCGCAAACGUUAUCUACGAGCGGCUGCCUCUCCCUGACGACGAGCAGCCGGUAGGGACAGAGCAAAGUAAAGGAGGCAACGGCGCGAGCGAUGACAGCUUCUCAGCUGCGGAUCCGUCGUCCAUGUCGCUCCCAACCGAUCUGCUGCGCCAUGGCAAGCAAGAUGUGUUCGGCGCAUGGGCUUUGGCGAGUUCUCGUCCGCCGCUCUCCUAUUGGUAGAACUCUUCGGCCGACACUACGCCGCCCGAGAAGUGGAAUGAGAACUCAGCGCCUGUUUCAUCUCUUCUGCAAGAUCGGAUCUCACGAACUUUGAUGUACACUAUUGCAUGUAAUCGAAUGUUUUCGUUUCA
Musa acuminata AAA Group (dessert banana) is the source of this 1743-nucleotide messenger RNA. RefSeq names its product AT-hook motif nuclear-localized protein 26. Gene Ontology annotation, molecular function: minor groove of adenine-thymine-rich DNA binding; DNA-binding transcription factor activity. The record is from RefSeq and is a predicted model, not a curated record. Bases 773 to 1612 code for a protein of 279 amino acids. Gene Ontology annotation, cellular component: nucleus. Lineage: Eukaryota; Viridiplantae; Streptophyta; Magnoliopsida; Zingiberales; Musaceae. The transcript has a single exon.